Messenger RNA from Amphibalanus amphitrite, 3761 nucleotides. RefSeq names its product zinc finger C2HC domain-containing protein 1A-like. NCBI's taxonomy places the organism in Eukaryota, Metazoa, Arthropoda, Thecostraca, Balanomorpha, Balanidae. The transcript has 12 exons. Bases 646 to 3165 code for a protein of 839 amino acids. The record is from RefSeq and is a predicted model, not a curated record.
GCCCCGUGCGACUGGCACGACCUGACACGACCUGCGCCGGUUCGUGGACUCGCUGUGGGUCUCCUGGACUGACAGAGUGGUGCGGGGCGACUACCCAGUGUAGCUGUGUGCUAGUGGCGCAGUGACCGCCGCCCCGUGCAGACGCAGUGCAGCCAGCUGGGGCGGCGCUGAGCAAACAGCGCUGCGGCCGCAGACCCCGCCUCCCCGUCCUCCGCCGCCGGCGGCGGGGCGGCAGUGUCACUGGACGGCCGGCGCCGACAGUGCGUGUCACCGGGCGGACUCUGCAGCACAUCUGCCGGCCAGUGGGACGCCGGCAGUCGUGUCAGCAACACCGGCCGGCGGUGCUCUCAGUCAGGGCAGAGCAGUGCUCUUUGUGGAGGUAGUGAGGUAUAUCGGAACGUUGUGAGAGGAGUCGGCGCCGUGGUCCUCCGUUGUAUACCGGCGGUGGGAAUGAACAGGUCGGACGGGCGGGGUGAGACAGUCCGUCAUCUGUGACCCGCCAGUCGUCGUGGCCGUGUCGAUUCCGUUAAAAGUCGGAAGCUCUGACCCGCCAGCCGUCUGGCUACAUCGACUCUGAAUAGUCACACCGUCACUGCGCACUGUGUGUGCGUCAGUUGAUCGGUGACUCCGGUCCAAUCCGCCGCUAUGCUGGCGUGCUGGCGGUUCUGGACGCCGGGCUCGAGGGGCGUGGGCGGCCCGCCGCCUUCUGACGCCGCCGCCGCCUCCUCUACCUCGGAGCAGACUCCGCCACAGGGCGAGGACCGGCCGUGCGGCCCGCUGGCGCCCCACGCCUGGACCGACGAUGCAGAGCUGUCCCCGCCGUCCCUGGCUGGUGAGCUGCUGCCAUGCAUCACGUGCAACAGGACCUUCCUGCCCGAGGCGCUGGCCCGCCACCAGAACAUCUGCCAGAAGACGGCGCACAAGAAGCGCAACGUGUUCAGCUCGUCUCGUCAGCGGCUGCAGGGGACCGGGAUAGACCCGGAGGAUGUGCACCGGUCUCCGUCACCGCCGCUGCGCCGCCGCUCCGGCUCGCGUUCCUCGUGGCGUGACAAGCACACGCAGCUUCUGAACACGGUCCGUUCAGCCCGCGGCGCGGCGCCGGCGGCCGCAGCGCCCGCCGUGCCGCCCGACUACGAGCAGUGUCCCUUCUGCGCCAGGCACUUUGGUCCGAAGGCAGCUGAGCGCCACAUCAGCUGGUGCAAGGACCAGAAGUCGCGUAUUAACACCAGCGCUGCUUCAGCGGUGGCCAAGAACCGGCUGGACGCCCGAGUCAAGUACCAGGCGCCGCUGCCGCUGAAGCCGCGUCCCAAGCGACUCUCGGUGGAGCGGCUCAGUCGCGAGACGUCCCCGGCGGUGUCUGUGGUCAGCUCGGCGCCGUCAGCCACCCCUUCGUCACUGAGCACAGCCCGCAGUCCGACACGGCCCACCCGAGACUACGCCAGGGAGUACCGUGAGCGCGCCUCCCAGGAGCGGGAGCAGAGGAUACAGGAGCGGAAGAGGAGCCCCGCCUCGGUGGUCAGCUCCGGCUAUGGCAAACAGCCGGCCAGUCGGCUGGCCAGGGAAGGCUCGGAGCCGCGCGCUACCAGCCCGACCAAGGAGGCGUUCAGGAGGACCCAGUCGUUCCGCGCGCGGCCGGCCGGCACGCGGGCCACCAACCUCAAACACCAGAGGACAGUCAACACGUUCAGUCCCACGAGCGUCCGGUCGGCGGGCUCUGCCAAGCAGCACCAGUCGUACCUCCAACACCACCAGCAGCAGCAUCAGCAGCGGGACGAGCCGGACGGCGGUGAGGACACUCCGGCCGACCGGCCCGGCUACCAGCGCUCCACCAGCACGCCGGCCGAGAGCGGCGGCGGACCCGAUCACCUCCACCACCACCACGACCACCACACCAGGCUCAGCCCUUCCCGUCAGAGUCACGCGUUCUCGACGGCUCCGGAGCGCUCCCCGUCUCCUCCUCCGCCGCCGCCGCCGCCUGACGCCGGCCAGGAGGCGUACAUUACCCGCUCUCAGCUGGACGAGUACCAGCGGAUCAGUGACGCCGUCAAACAGGACGCCGACUAUGACCCGUACGAGAAAGCGGAGCGGCAGCUGGAGGAGCUGCUCGGCCACGCCAGCUCACCCAGUCCCCCGGCCAAACCGGCCGCCGCCCGACUAACCACUAACCGCUCACCCAGUCCGCUGAGGGCGCCGCACUCCCCGAGCCCGGCCCGGCCCGCCGCGCCCCUCAGUCCGCAGAGCUCCGAGUCGGCUCCGGCGCCGGCACGCUCGCCGUCACCCGGCCGUUCGGCGUUCGCCAAAAUCGAGCGGCCCCACUCGGCGCUGUUCCCGCUCCGUGGCGAUGUGCUCAAACCCACCGCUCUGUCUCCGCGCAAAGACCCGAUCGCUGAGGCCAUCAGCAUCCUGAACGAUUACGCGAUUCAGCAGCGCUCGGCGGCCGACGAGGGCCCGCCCUCGCCACCCUCCUCAGUCGAGUCCAGUCAGACGGUCAUCAACCGGUACGAUUUUGUCUCGAGCGCGAUCGCCUCGUACCGCGAGAACGCGGCGAGCAUGCCGCCGCCGCCGGAGCCGGAGCCGGAGUCGCCGGGGUCUCCUACUAACACGUCUCCCCCCACUAACCACGGCAGCCGGCGACUGGGCGCCGCGCAGCCGUCCCAGGGCUCUGUGGAGACGCCACCGCCGGCCGACGGCGCCGCCUCGCCGCCGUCCCAGCAGCAGCAGCCCGGCUGGAGCGAGCCGCUCUGGCGGCCCAUCGACGACUGCGCGCUCAGCUCCAACCGUUCCAGUGUGGAGCGGAACGGCGGCGGGUUGCACCACCUGCAGUUCCCCGGACUAUCGCUGGGCGGCGACGAGCGCGGCAUGAGUCCCUCGGACAGCCUCUACGAGACGGAGAUGCCCGACUUCGACCUCAUCAUGGAGCAGGCGCGCAUCGCCUCUGAGCGCAAACACAACGCACUCUCGCCGCGCAAGGCGCGCAUGCGCGGUCUGGACAUGAGGGAGAUGAUGGGUAUCGAGGUCUCCGAUCUGAACAUGAAGAACGGCGGCGGCGGAGGCGGCGGGGGCGGCGCUACCUCGCCGCGCUUCUGUCACGAGUGCGGCAGCCAGUACCCCGUGCAGGCGGCCAAGUUUUGUUGCCAGUGCGGCGCUCAGAAACUGUGCAUCUAGUGGCGGUGUGGGUCCGCCGGGCCGUGAACGAAUCAUGCAGUGAGGGCGGGACACCCUCCGUCCAGGGGCACACGCUCAGGCCGUGAGACAGUGCCUUGGCAGCGCGCCGCGCCGCCACAACCGAGUCUGUGAAUAGGUUAAUCGUCGCCGUCCAACGAGAGAUCUUCAUAUUGGGGCAGCAGCAGCUGGGGCGGGCGCCGGGCGCCGCGCCGCCGACUGACACUGAGACAGCUGGGUGAACUGGGACUGUGCCAGAGGCGCCAGAGGAGAGGCGUCUACCGCGGCACAGGUGGGUCGCCGACAGCGCUUUGAACUAACUAGUCUGAGAGGGGUGAGCCAGUGCUGAGAGCCGCGGCCGGGCCGGCGCCGCCCGCCGAGGAUCGUGUGUGAGCGCUAACGUCAAUGUGAGGACGUGCCGAGAGAGCGGACUAGUCACUGAGAGAGAUUGUAUGUAUUGCCGGGACCAGCCGCGCGCCGCAGCGCCCGCGCCUUCACCGACACGACGUCGGCACGUCAGUUGUAUUCUGUUCUUUCAUUACUUAGUAACGCACUAAAUAUUCCAUUCGUGACCUUUGCCCAAUAAAAUAGUAACUGAC